AUGGAGCCAGAACAGAUGCUGGAAGGACAGACGCAGCUUGCAGAAAAUCCUCAUUCUGAGUACGGUCUUACAGACAACGUCGAGAGGAUAGUAGAAAAUGAGGAGAUUAAUGCAGAAAAGACAUCUAAACAGAAGGUGGACCUCCAGUCUUUGCCAAUUCAUGCCUACCUAGAUCAGACAGUUGUGCCUAUAUUAUUACAGGGACUUGCUGUGCUUGCAAAGGAGAGACCACCAAACCCCAUUGAAUUUCUAGCAUCAUACCUUUUGAAAAACAAGGCACAGUUUGAAGAUCGAAACUGA
Molecule: messenger RNA, 300 nt
Organism: Chrysochloris asiatica (Cape golden mole)
Lineage: Eukaryota; Metazoa; Chordata; Mammalia; Afrosoricida; Chrysochloridae
Product: protein dpy-30 homolog
Exons: 1
Coding region: 1-300 (99 amino acids)
Cellular component (GO): Set1C/COMPASS complex
Source: RefSeq, a predicted model, not a curated record